This is a messenger RNA of Bactrocera oleae (olive fruit fly), 6854 nucleotides long. The record is from RefSeq and is a predicted model, not a curated record. Lineage: Eukaryota; Metazoa; Arthropoda; Insecta; Diptera; Tephritidae.
GUUCUUGUCAGAGUGUUGUCGUGUUAAGAGCAAUUGAUACAUAAGCAAGAAGUUGUAAGCUCGAAUAACAAGCAAUAAGUGUUAAGUUGGUGGAAUGAGAAAUAAAGAUAAGUGUGUAGUCAUUAAAUUGGGACUUUUAUUUAACAAUCCAGUGAUCGAACUCAAGAGUGAGUUACAGGUAGACGAUUUAUCGAGAAAUCCGUUACAAUACUGUUGGUAAGCCUUGUUAAGGAAUAAACUAUCGAUAGUCAAAACAAACUAGCGAUAGUGAGACGAAAAUAAAACUAUCGACGCUAUCAAAAGUCCCAUCCAUUGUUUUGUAUCUCUAGUUUGUUCCUUGUUGAUUCCGUUUAAUGUGUAAAAAGGCAAACGAAAGUAUUGUCGUUUAGUAGAAACUUCCAAGUAUUUCGACAUACAUUUAAAAAACAUGAAAUGUCGCCAUGGAACCCAAUACGAUAUUGAAAUUGCUGAACGAUCUUAAAACGUUUCAAAUACAACAUGAAGAAUUUCAUGAUAAAAUCUUUAGUAUCUUAGAAAUGAUGGCUACAAUAGAUAUUGAGGAUAGGCUGAUUGCUGAAUGCAUUGGAGAACUUUUAGAUAUUACACUUCCCGAAAAUAGCGAUGAAAGUGAUCAACGAAUUGAAGGUUUUUUUAAUUGGUUGUGCGAAAUAUAUUUGAAAAAUGAAUAUGCAGAAUUUUAUGCCAUCAGAAUAAUCUCAAAGUUCAUCAAAUAUAAUUCCAAAUAUCGUAGUCGGCUGUUCGAAAAUUUAUUUUGUGCACAAUCUCCCAUUUACGAACGGAUUCUAGGGGAUAAAACUAAGAAUGAUUUGUAUGUGAUAUCUGUAUUGGAAUGCUUAAAUGUUAUAUUUGAUGAUUUAAAGAUGGAUGUUAUCACUGAAGAACAAAAACAGUCUUGUGAAUUCGUAUUGAACCUUUUAAUUCGUAUGCAGUAUUCAUCAAAUAUAAAUUCGUUGGCAAACUCCAAUAUAACACUUUAUUCUUUAAUAUUGCUGAAUAAAUAUAUAUCCUUUUGUAAAGAGGAUAUAGAACUGAAUAUAUCUGAACUAAUGGGAAUAUCUUUAGGAUUUAUAGAGUAUGGCCUUAAUACAAAAGGUAUAUCGGUCGUUUAUCCAGAAUUAAUUAAGCCGUCCAAUUACGUUAAGAAUUCAUCAGAUAAACAUAAAAUAAAUGAAUCUAUCAUACAUCAAAAAUUUGGUGGAAAACUAGCAAAACAAAAGAAACACCGAGGACUAAAACCCAAGGAAAGUGUUAAAACCAUACUUGAGACUACGAAAAAUGGAUUCGGAGAGCUUGAUUCAGAAAUAGCAAUGAUAAACAAUGUGGAAAAAACACAAUGUAAUGCUUUUCAAAAUGAAAUUAGCUCAAGAAUACGUCUAGCCUCUAUUAGAUUAUUUGGCCAAAUAACUCGAUCAAUUGAAAGACGUGUUCUUUAUACAUAUUGGCAAUCUAUAUUUCCAUACGACGGCAUGGACAAUGUAUGUACUCGCAAAGAUAUUCUUUUUGUUUGUCAAGCCGAUACCAGUUCCAAGUGUCGUAGUGCAACUCUAAAUGUUUGUGCUGAAGUUCUUUUAAACUUGAAGUCUUUAUACAGCCAAGCGGAAUUUAAAGACAGGUCGGUCUCAUUCUUACCAUUUUCGCAUAUGCUCGGUUUAUCAAUUAUAACCACAUAUAAAUCAUUAAUAGAAAUUGUACACAGUGAGCAGUGCUUACAUGUUUUAAAAUCAGCAUUAAAAUGUUUAGCAGCUUUGGCAGAAGUAACACCCUUCGCUAAACUUGAAUGUGAAGUAGUGUCCCACAUAAUUAAUACAGUUAAAAACCUUGUUUAUCACAACGAUUAUACAAUUCAAAUUUCAGCAUUAACAGUGUUAGAAGUUUUAUUAAUGGGUUUGGAAAUUUCCUCCGAAAAUGCUGAAGCGUUUGGAAUUUCUAAAGAAUGCAUCCCAAUUUCUUCGACAAAUAAAAACUUUAUUAAUAUUUGGUCCACUAAAAAAGUCAAUAAGGACUUUUUAUUUGACAGAGCAAAAAAUAGAUCUGACAAAUAUGAUUUCGAAGCGUCAUGGUUAAUUUUAAAAAUUAUUUCAAAUUUAGAAAUAAACCUCAUACAAGACAAUACGAUUUGUAGAAAAAUGAAAGCACCUUGCGCCUUACGCAUUAAAAGUCUACAAAUAGUGACUGCAAUGGCUAUUCAUUUCGAAUUCUUUUUGAAGGAUAAUUUGGAAAAAUUAACGUUUGUCUUGAAGGAUAGCAUACAUGAUGGACAGCUGGAAAUUCGUUUGUGUGGAUCAAAAUGUAUAGACGCUUGUGUUUAUCAAAUAAGUUUGUUUUUACAAAAAAAUUAUAACAACGAUAAUAUAUGCUCUUUUAAGUGCUUCUGGAUUCGCAUGUUGCCGAUCAUUACUCAUCAAAUGAGUAGAGAAAAGGAAUCUACUGCAGUAAAAAUUGCCUUAUGCGACGCAAUAUCAAAUAUCGGCGCCAUUAUUUUCGAAAGUUUACCAGAACCUAUUCGAAUUAAUAUACUAAGUUUUUUAUCAGGUUUAAGCUGUGAUUCUUUAGAGGAUGUUUUAGUUCGAGCGACUGUUGUCCGGGCAUUGUCAGUCUUCGUCACUUUUCCUACAAUGCGCAUGAAUUUGGUUUUUAUUGAGAACACUGCCGAAUUAAUAUUACGAUUUGCUGGAGAAGGAAAUAUGAUUGUACGUAUCAAAGUAAUUUGGUCUAUGGGAAAUGUUAGCGAUGCUUUGUUAGAAAAUAUAUCCGAUAACACAACUGAACGGAUUUCGGACGAAAUAUUAUGGAGAUUAAUUCAGUACUCAACUGAAGCUUGCAACGAUUGUGAUAAAGUUCGAUGUAAUGCAGUUCGUACUUUGGGUAAUUUAUUGCGUUUACUGACGGAAAGGCAUUUUCAUCGUAUUUCGGAUAGAACUGUUAUAAAAAGUGCUAUUAGUAAACUAAUUGAUGGUAUUCGUGCUUCUGGGACGGCAAAAGUCAAAUGGAAUUCAUGUUAUGCCGUGGGAAAUUUGCUACAAAAUGAAAAGAUAUUUCUGUAUUCAAGUAGAUACAAAGAUUUAACUUGGGAACUGUCGCUCUUUUCUGCUCUUUGUCACGUCAUUUAUAAUCACCCAAAUUAUAAAGUAAAAAUAAAUGCAACGGCUGCUUUAAUACACAUUAAGAAACGAGCGUAUUUUGGAGAGCACUAUUCAAAUAUUUGGAGCGCGUUAUUAGAAGCUAUUGAACAAUCGAAUAAUUUAAUAAAUUUUUACGAAUAUAAUCAUAGAGAUCAAUUACAAGAGCAAAUGUGCUUUUUAAUUUGUCACAUUAUAAAACUAGCAAAUUUGCAAGAUAUUAUUGUACUUUCGCGUGUACUAUUAAACAAAUUAGAAGUCGUAAAAAAUACUUGGAUAAGAGUAUUAAGACGAUUGAUACCGGGAUCUGCUGCCCCUUUAUUAUCUUGUUCGACAUACCUAAAUGAUUUAUUAAUUUUAUCUUCAGAAUUGAGUUCGGAACAGAAAAAUGCUAUCAUACUUGUAAUGGAUGCUAUACCAACAAGCUAUUGAUUCUAUAGAUCCGAAUAUAAUAUUAAGAUUAAUUCAUGGAGUUUUCUUAUAUGAUCCAUUCUAUUUCCUUUUGAAAAAAUGCGCCCUCUAGCUGUAUGUAUGCUAAAAGCAACAAUGCUUCAUAAUGUCAAAUCAACUGGCUGUAAUUUCUAUCAUGUCAUAAAGAACUAGGCUUUGAACAAUUCUACAAGCUUGUUAAUUAGAUAAUUUCAGUAAUAAAAAUGCAGAAUGUUGCCACCAGAAAUUUGAACAUCACAUUUUCUACAAAUUUUAUUGAUUAACGCGAAUUUAUCGGUGGACUAUGAUAUACUGCUAUGGGAUACUGCUGUUACAUAAACAUUACAAGUUCAACAACAACAAUAAAAUAAUAUCGAUGAUAUUUUUAGUCGUAUAUACUAAUACAAUUCCUAACGUGUACAUUCGUACAGGACACUCUGAAACGAUUUGCAUAUGUUUAUCACAAUAAACAUAGCUUCUAAGUUUAUUUUGUAAUCAAUAAUACCUAUCAACGUUUGAGGGGCUUUACGGAACAUACUUAAAUAAUUACAACAUUCUUGAUUCGAAUCAUAUCUUAUAAUAUCGAAUUAUUUUAUCCAACAUAUUCAAGUCCUUGCAGAAGUAUUUACUGAAGAGGCAUUAAAUGAUCCUUAUGUUAUAUUAGAUAGGCGCCAGUACAGAGAUCGUAGAUUAUAGAAAAGGUUCAAUUAGGGACCAGCGUGUGAAAUGUCAAAAACCAACAAAACGAGAGGAGCCUGUUUGACCAGGGCUAGCUCGGAAAGAGAUAUAGGCCUUUGUUACGGUUUUCAACCCAACUGCAUUCUAUUGAAGUUUUGACAUUUGGUAUUAUGGUUUUCAACUGUGUGCCAGUGGCGUUGACUAGAGUGUCAAUUCCCACAACAGCCAAUUCUACGUUACCGCAAUCCAUCCAAACUUUACCUCGGUUAGGUGCAACACAUGGAAUGGAUGGAGCUAUCUUAAGACCUGCUCAGGCCUUAAAACCCACAGGGAGUGGACCAAGAGUUACGUGGCCUCAUGCUGCCAACGUACUACUGCGACACCUGCCUCGACGGCUGUGCAACCUGCACCACUUUCACGCACUGCGCCGCCAGUCCAGUCGAGUGACCAAGAAAGCAACUCUUGGUUCCUCGCACAGUCUGUUUCAUGUGUCAGCCGGUAAUACGCCGGAACGUCACAUCAGUCAAGUGCAAUUAUUGUGCUGGUGAGUGGAGUGCGUCGUAUGUUGCCCCGUGCUGUAGUAGUCUACCCGCACAAUCCCGUAUAGUAGCGUCGCCAAACAACACCACAGUGCGAGAAUCGCCCAUACGGGUAUUACAGCUGCAACAUUCACCACCUUCACCCCUAGGAUUACCACCGGACACCUAAGACAAACGUGAAUUCUACAAUUUAACUGCAACGGACUCCAGAGUAAGAUCGAAGAGAUAGUUGCAUUUAUAAGCCGGGAACGCGCAUCGAUAGCUGCGGUUCAAGAAAUAAAGUUAAACAGCCGCUCAGAUCUUCUGAGCUGUGCAGGUUUCAACGUUUUACGUGAGGAUCGCGAGCGAGGUAAUGGUGGAGGUCUAGCCUUCAUACUGCACAACACCGUGCAAUAUCAUCUAAUCGAUGUUUACAUCGACCGCAGCGACACAACCCUUGAAUAUCAGGAUAUAGCUGUGCGGUCAGGCGAGGUCGGGUUCUAGAUAUGUAAUAUUUACUUCCCCUCAGUUACAUGUUGCCCAACAGGAUAUCACCCGAACAUAGGUGCGCUGCUUAGUGGUGAAAACCGUUUGGUGACCUUAACGCGCACCACAAACUUGGCACUCCUGCCUGUCAAACGAUCGUAGGGGGAUGGAGCUGGCGGAACAGAUUGACGAUUCGACAUUCUGCACAAUAAAUGACGAAGCUGCCACCAGAAUUAUGGUCGCCUGUAGUAGCUUGCCAAAUAUUACCAUCUCUAGCGGUGGUAUGAUAAAUUGCAUAACCUGGCGGCCUAUGCUAACUCUCGCAUCAGACCAUCUGCCCAUAAUAAUCUCGAUCGAGAAACAUCCCGACUUUUAUUUUGUGGACAACCGCACCUUUGUUAACUUUAACAAAACUAACUGGGUCGGCUUCACACCCUCAACGCAGUUCCUAAGGACGUCAUCGUUGGGAUAAGGGAUCUCAAUUUGGAGGUUCGGUAAAUCAACAUAAAUGGACAAAAUGAGCAUUUUAAGUCCUGCAAUCUCUCCAACGGUGUGAGUAAGCUUUGGACUACUGUCAAAGCCUUGUCUAAUCCGAAGAAACAUGACCGCCGGCUGCCCAUAAUGUCAAAAGGCUGCGCACCACUUACUUUCACCGAUAGGGAGGUUCAGAGUGCCAAUAAAAAGGCCAAAUCGUCCAAAUUCAUUGGCCCUGACGGAAUAAGCAUGCUGAUGCUAAAACAUUUAGGCUCGACGGGAGUAAGCUACCUCACCAAGGGCCUCCACUUGUCGAUGAUCACUCUUCAAAUACCCGAUGUGUGGAAAGUCGGACCACUCUGGUCCCACCACUGAAACCUGGGAAACUCGUCAACAAAAGGGAGUCUUAUCGUCCGAUAACUCUUCUUUCCCCAGUAGUGAAGACACUUGAGAUAAUCAGCAUGGCUUUCGAAAAGUGGACAGCACUUAGCGUCAUAAGCGCCCAGAUAGUUCAUUGCCUAAACCAGAAGCCACCCUUCGAGAGCGUUGGACCUGUCAAAAGCUUUUGCCACAGUCAACCAAACAACGCUACUUGAGGACAUAGAACAAUCCACGCUCCCUCCAGGGCUGAAGCGGUGGACUUUGAACUACCUCAGCGGUGGAUAUUUGCAAAAUUCGAUUGAAUGCUCACGCUGCACUUCGAUACCACCAUUUUAUACUAUGUUCGCACCGACACAAAAUUCGUGUUUUCAUAGACAAAAGAGGUUUUUUGGUGCGAACAUAGUAUUAUAUUGUAAAAAUGAAAGCGGGCGAGUUUCUACACAGUUGUUAUAAAAAGUACAGUAUUUAACAUGCUACUUAACUUCUACGGUGGUUACCUCGGUCUUCAUGUUAAGCAAUAUCACAAAUUGUACUGAAAUUUUAACAUAGAAUCUUUGUUUUGCAUCCCGUGAUUAAAAGGGGUUACGUAUAUUAAGGUAACCAAACACAAUGUUAAAAUUUCAGCUUAUGACAUUUUCUAAGGUUAAGAUGAAGAAAUUUUCCACCUUUAAUUUUGUACUAAAAUAAACCAGAAGAAAAAAUGUUUGAUAAAAAAUUCCAGUAAAUAAAGUAUUGUGACGAACAUGAA